Ilex paraguariensis (yerba mate) is the source of this 2890-nucleotide messenger RNA. NCBI's taxonomy places the organism in Eukaryota, Viridiplantae, Streptophyta, Magnoliopsida, Aquifoliales, Aquifoliaceae. The record is from the annotation of a GenBank genome assembly.
AUGGACUCAUUUCGAAAUUGGCCAACUUUUAUAUCUCAGGGCACUAUGUUGGCCAAUGUUUUUUGCAAUCGCCCAGAUUACUGUUACUGCAUAUUACCGAAGAAUGUGGUGUGCAAGGGUGAUGUUGUGAGUGAUGUUGUUGGUGCUGUAUAUUUGUUUGACAGUGCGGGAGGGUGCGAGGUGGAUGUGGAGUGGAGGGGAUCGGUUCAAGGGUGUGAAAUGCCUGAAGCCGAUACCAUGAACGAUCUCGACUUCACCCGGGACAAAGAUAGCGCUAAAGAUUUUAUUUCGCACUUCGCUGAUGCAAAUGGCGAAGCCAAAUAUUUGAACAUCCUUGUAAUUAUCCCAAAAAGAGAUCGUGAUAAUUUUUUCUCCCAAGAUGUUGCGAAUCGAAAGUACAAGGCAAUCCAAAUGGAUCUUGAGGACCUGUUUAGUUAUAAGGAUCUGGAUGAAGAAUUCCUUACGCGGGUCACUGAAAAUACUCGGCGAUAUAUUGGAAUAUUUGCAAAUGCAAUUGAUGAGCUGAUGCCAGAGCCAACAGAGGCCCUUCCGGACGAUGAUAACGAUAUCUUCAUGACACAGAGGUCUGAGGAAGGAACUGAGAACACGGAUGGUUCAGAUACAAAACAGAGAAUGCCUCCAGAAAUUAAACGUUUCUAUGAAGUCUAUAUUACAGCUUCUUCAAAGGGACGGCCAUUUACUAUUAGGGAGGUCAAGGCAUCACAUAUUGGUCAGCUUGUCAGGAUAUCUGGUAUUGUGACGCGUUGUUCAGAUGUCAAGCCGCUGAUGCAGGUGGCGGUCUAUACAUGUGAAGAAUGUGGUUUUGAAAUUUAUCAGGAGGUAACAGCUCGUAUCUUUAUGCCUCUAUUCGAGUGCCCAUCCUCACGAUGCAUGAUAAACAGGGCAAAAGGGAACCUCAUACUUCAGCUCAGAGCAUCAAAGUUUUUGAAGUUUCAGGAGGCCAAAAUUCAAGAAUUAGCUGAACAUGUUCCAAAAGGUCAUAUCCCCCGAUCAAUGACUGUUCAUUUUAGGGGUGAGCUUUCAAGAAAGGUAGCUCCGGGUGAUGUAGUCGAGUUAUCAGGGAUUUUCCUUCCAAUUCCCUACACUGGAUUUCGAGCAAUGCGAGCUGGCUUAAUUGCAGACACAUACUUGGAGGCAAUGUCUGUCUCACAUUUCAAGAAAAAAUAUGAGGAGUAUGAACUUCGAGGGGAUGAGGAAGAACUAAUUGCUCGUUUGGCUGAGGACGGUGAUAUUUAUAACAAGUUGGCUAGAUCUUUGGCCCCUGAGAUUUUUGGACAUGAAGAUAUUAAAAAAGCACUUCUUCUGCUCUUAGUGGGCGCUCCUCAUCGGACAUUAAAAGAUGGAAUGAAGAUUAGAGGAGAUAUACAUAUAUGUUUGAUGGGUGACCCCGGAGUUGCAAAAAGUCAGCUUCUUAAGCACAUAAUCAAUGUUGCACCCAGAGGUGUGUAUACGACAGGCAAAGGAAGCAGUGGAGUUGGUCUAACUGCUGCUGUCCAGAAGGAUCCAGUAACAAAUGAGAUGGUUCUGGAAGGGGGUGCAUUGGUGCUGGCAGAUAUGGGUAUAUGUGCUAUUGACGAGUUUGACAAGAUGGAUGAGUUAGACCGUACAGCAAUACAUGAAGUAAUGGAACAGCAAACUGUCAGCAUUGCCAAGGCUGGAAUCACUACAUCUCUGAAUGCAAGAACUGCUGUCCUUGCUGCUGCUAAUCCAGCCUGGGGAAGAUAUGACCUACGGAGAACUCCAGCUGAAAAUAUUAAUCUCCCUCCGGCACUUCUAUCAAGAUUUGACUUUCUAUGGUUGAUUUUAGAUCGAGCGGAUAUGGAUAACGAUCUUGAACUGGCUAGACAUGUUGUCUAUGUCCACCAGAAUAAAGAAUCUCCUGCUCUUGGGUUCACUCCACUUGAACCAUCUGUUCUAAGGGCAUAUAUUUCAGCUGCAAGAAAAUUGUCUCCCUUUGUCCCAAAAGAGCUGGAAGAGUAUAUUGCCAGCGCAUAUUCCAGCAUCAGGCAGGAAGAAGCAAAGUCAAAUACCCCCCAUUCCUAUACAACAGUGAGAACACUGCUUAGCAUUCUCCGGAUAUCAUCUGCACUGUCAAGGCUUCGGUUCUCGGAUGCCGUUGCUCAGAGUGAUGUAGAUGAGGCUCUUAGGUUAAUGCAGAUGUCAAAGUUUUCUUUGUAUUCAGAUGAUCGCCAAAGAUCUGGUCUGGAUGCAAUAUCUGAUAUUUAUUCGAUCUUGCGUGAUGAAGCUGCAAGGACUAACAGGAUGGAUGUGAGCUAUGCUCAUGCGCUUAAUUGGAUUUCUAGAAAGGGAUAUAGUGAAGCCCAGUUGAAAGAAUGCUUGGAGGAAUACGCAGCCUUGAAUGUGUGGCAGAUCCAUCCAAACACCUUUGACAUUCGAUUCAUUGAUGCCUGAUGUGUCUGUCUCCCCUUUAUGUAUUUGAUCAGAUCAUGUGCGCACAGAACAGAUGACCGAUCGGGCCAGACUUCAAUGCGAGGCCUAGGGAUGCCAAUAACUUGCUCCCGUUGUAACUAUGUUCAACAUUACUUCUGAAGGUAUAAUUAAUGCUGGCAUAACACUCUCAAGGAUUGGUGGAGGUGCUUUCACUUGAACUAACAUUAUGAUCGAAGAAACUGUAAUGAAAAUUAGAACUGGGUAUGGUAGAAGUAUGCUACAUGCAGGAUUCAAGGUGUUAUAAACUUCAUUGACUGUAUUAUCAUCUCUAUUUCUAGCCGAUUUUAACCCUUUGUUAGAGUUCAAAGCCUCGUUUGCGCAUCUGCUAAGCCUAGAUGAGUAUGAUAUAUGAAUUUUUCCGAUGGAUGCUGAAUAGGAAGAGUCGGCUUGAAUGUCCCACUGAAAAUUAGAUAGUUCU